Messenger RNA from Anolis sagrei ordinatus, 2350 nucleotides. NCBI's taxonomy places the organism in Eukaryota, Metazoa, Chordata, Lepidosauria, Squamata, Anolidae. The record is from RefSeq and is a predicted model, not a curated record.
AUGGCAGCAGCAGGCACCACGACUCAUGCCCCACGGCUGCGGCGGCUGAGGAGCUCUUCCCUGAGCCAUGAGAGCCUAUGGGGCUCCCAAGAGGUCUGGCCCACCAAGGAGGAGGCCAGAGCGCGGGUCCUGGUGCUCAACACUGGGGGCACCAUUGGCAUGGGGGGCAGCGAGUGCGAUGGAGGACUUGCUCCCCAAGCUCAUAAACUGGUGGAGGCAUUGAAAAAAAUGCCUAUGUUACACGAUGAAGAAUAUGCCAAGGCCACCAAAUUUUAUGAGUCCUGUCAAUUUGCAGAAAGUACUUUGAUGCUUCCCCUCUCGAAAAGAAAGAAAAGGGUGAUCUACAGCAUCCUAGAGUAUUCGCCGCUCCUUGAUUCUUGCAACCUGACAACAGAUGACUGGGCUAAGAUUGCCAAAGAUCUCGAGACCUACUAUGAACAAUACGAUGGCUUUGUGAUCCUUCACGGAACAGACACAAUGGCUUAUACUGCUGCUGCCCUGUCCUUCAUGUGUGAGAACCUUGGUAAACCCAUUGUUCUAACAGGAGCUCAGGUACCGAUCUAUGAAUUGAGGAAUGAUGGGCGUUCUAAUCUCUUGGGGGCAUUGCUGAUAGCUGGACAGUUUGUCAUUCCGGAGGUGUGCCUCUAUUUUCACCAUAAACUGUACCGGGGAAACAGGGUGACCAAAGUGGACACAGGAAGUUUUGAGGCCUUCUCUUCUCCUAAUCUGCCUCCUCUGGCAAAUGCUGAGGUGGAUAUGAGAAUUGACUGGGGAAUUGUGUGGCGAGCCACUUCCACCAAGAAGUUCAAGGUCCACACUGAAAUGAACAGGAACGUGGGGUUGCUGAGGAUCUUCCCAGGAAUUACUGCUACUACAGUGAGGGCAUUUCUGCAGCAUCCAAUGGAAGGGAUAGUACUGGAAACGUAUGGUUGUGGCAAUGCCCCAAACAACCGUCCUGAUUUGUUGGAAGAGUUGAAGCAAGCGACGGAGAGGAACGUGGUGAUCCUAAACUGCACACAGUGCUUGCGAGGUUCUGUGGCUCCAACCUACGCAACCGGACAGGACCUUACUCAUGUUGGAGUGAUUUCAGGAGGGGAUAUGACUCCCGAAGCAUCUCUGGCAAAGCUGUCAUAUGUGUUGGGGAAAAAGCAGCUCUCUUGGAAAGAAAAGAAGCAGAUGCUGUGCGACAAUCUCAGAGGUGAAAUGUCUUCUGUGUUCACAGCAACCCAGUGCUCCUUAAAUAACAGCAUCUUUAUCAAAGUGAUGGCCAAAUUUAUAAGUCGUAAUUGCAAAGAGGAACUUGGAGUGUUGAUCCCAUCUUUGGCUUGUGCUGCUGCUAAAACUGGUGACAUGGAUGCACUGAAAGCCAUCGAAGAAGCGGGGGGAAAUCUGAGCUGUGAAGAUUAUGAUGGGCGCACCCCACUUCAUGUGGCAUCAAGCGAAGGACAUGUUCACUUAACUGAGUACCUCUUGAAAAGUGGGGCAAGCGUCCAUGCCAAAGACAGAUAUGGUGCCACUCCUUUGAUGAAUAGUAUUGAAUUCAGGCACUUUGAAAUCAUACAGCUGCUUCGUGAAACAGGAGCUCACCUUUCCAAUGAAGAGCUGGAGAAUGCUGGGACCAAACUCUGCCUUCUCGCUGCUAAGGGAGAUGUGGAUGGAGUGAUGGCUUGGCAUCUUGCAGGUGUAGAUAUGGAAUGCAUGGAUUAUGCUGGCAGAACACCUUUCCAAGUAGCAACUAUGACAAACAACCAUCGAAUCUUGGACUUGCUGACUCAGCUGAAAUCAAAAGGAGAAUCUUCAAAACGACUGUUCUGAAGAAAUUUCUAAUAAAAAGGCGAUUGAAUGUGUGAUCUUUCUAAUGGAUAUCGAAACUAGAAAAAAACCUAGAGGAACAGACCUAGACAGACUGACAGAUACUCGGCUUGCGCUUUGGGGGUAAACCUUGCCCCAUUUUGUGUCCUGGCUUUUGCUGGGAGCUCCAAUCUAUUUUGAGACCCUCUCGAAAUUGGGAGUGUUGUUUUCUAUUUGAGGCCCCCAAAAUUUGUACCAUUUUGUCUUGUCCUAUAUCACAGAAUCCUGAGGCAAUGUAUACAUCAAAUCAAGUCUAAAAAUGUAGGACAAAUUAACUUUGAAGUAAUAAGAAAUAUUAUUUUCAGACUAAGAAUACAUACAUUUUGAGCAACUUAGCAGCUGAAGGAAUUAACAUCAUUUAAAACUUGUACAAAUGUGGGAAAAAUUACACUUCUCAAUGAUAUAAUAACAUGUCAUAUCUUAGCCUGAAAGAUAAAGUGGAAGAAGUGUAAUUGUGCAAUGAAAUGUGAUUAUCUAUAUAAAUAAAAACGUAAUGUUC